Messenger RNA from Trematomus bernacchii (emerald rockcod), 2865 nucleotides. RefSeq names its product SH3-domain GRB2-like endophilin B2a (gene sh3glb2a). Lineage: Eukaryota; Metazoa; Chordata; Actinopteri; Perciformes; Nototheniidae. The transcript has 11 exons. Gene Ontology annotation, biological process: membrane organization. Gene Ontology annotation, cellular component: cytoplasm; membrane. The record is from RefSeq and is a predicted model, not a curated record. Gene Ontology annotation, molecular function: protein binding. Bases 281 to 1414 code for a protein of 377 amino acids.
AAGGCAAGACCAUAAGACUAAUGUAACAGUUGCCCAAGCCUUGUGUUACUGCUGUAAUUUAUAAGAUAUAACGAUAUUUUUUCUAAAGAAACUCGCCUGUAGUCCAAUGUUUUUCUUUUAAAUGUAUUUGUCAGAGCGAUGCGUGUUUGACGCUCCUAGGGCCAUGGCGGUCACGUGAUCUUUGCCGUUUGCCUGCGUAUGCCACAACAUCCAGCCGUGUCGAGUGCUAGUAGUCUGCUUCGAGUCAGUGUAUGACCACUAGCUAGCAGAUACAAACAUAAUGGAUUUCAACGUGAAGAAAAUAGCCUCCGGUGCUGGAGUGUUUUUCACGCGGGCUGUCCAGUUCACAGAGGAGAAGCUGGGCCAGGCGGAGAAGACGGAGCUGGACGCUCACUUUGAGAACCUGAUGAUCCGCGCAGACUGCACCAAGCUGUGGACGGAGAAAAUCUACAGACAGACUGAAGUCCUGCUGCAGCCCAACCCAAGUGCCAGGAUUGAAGAGUUCCUCUAUGAGAAGUUGGACAGGAAGGCCCCCUCCAGAAAUACCAACGCAGAGCUGCUGGGCCAUUACAUGCAGGACGCAGCAAAGGAGUUUGGUCCAGGAACUCCUUAUGGGAGUACUUUGAUGGAGGUGGGGGAAUGUGAAAGAAGAUUAGGAGCUGCAGAGAGGGACUUCCUCCAGACGUCUGCCAUCAGCUUUCUCACCCCGCUCAGGAACUUUCUGGAAGGAGACUGGAGGACAAUAUCCAAAGAACGGCGUCUUCUGGAAAAUCUUCGCUUGGACCUUGAUUCCUGUAAGACCCGUCUGAAGAAGGCCAAGGCGGCUGAGGCCAGGUCUGCGACGGCUCCAGAUUUUCAGGAGACCAGACCCCGAAACUAUGUGCUUUCUGCCAGUGCAUCUGCGCUCUGGAGUGAGGAAGUGGAAAAAGCCGAGCAUGAGCUCAGAGUGGCCCAAACUGAGUUUGAUCGCCAAGCAGAGGUUACACGGCUGCUCCUGGAGGGCAUCAGCAGUACACAUGUGAACCACUUGCGCUGCCUGCAUGAGUUUGUGGAGGCCCAGGCCGCCUACUAUAAGCAGUGUGACUUCCACAUGAAAGAACUACAGAAAGAGCUGAGCAGGCUUCCCAAUGCGUUUGCACUGAGCUCCACUCACCCUGCAGCUCCGGCAUCAGAAGGCAGCCCACUGGAGACGGACACUCUGAAGAUAGAGGAAGUCCAGGCCCCGGCUACAGGGACCCGUAAGGCCAAAGUUCUUUAUGAUUAUGAUGCUGCUGACUCCAGCGAGCUCUCCCUUCUAGCUGACGAGCUCAUCACAGUGUACACAGUGCCAGGGAUGGACUCGGACUGGCUGAUUGGAGAGAGAGGAAACCAGAAAGGAAAAGUGCCUGUCACAUACCUGGAGCUCCUCAGCUAAACAACACAGAUGCACUGACACACAUUACACACAUACCAUUGACUCAUAAGUGUGUGUGAUUACUACUGAAGCCAUGGUAUUUCAUUUGCUUAUUACAUUUGACACCAACCUGUAAGUUUAAACAUCACAACUCCUCAGUAAGCAUUAGCAAAAAGUGUUUAAACACACACUCCCAUCCCCACUCUGGAGACAUUGUUACAAUGUGUGCAGGAGAAUCAACAUUCCUUUUGGAUCUGUUUGGUUGAUCAUUAUGAGGAUUUUCUCCCUUUUCUUAUUUAUUAACUAUUUAUUGUUGUGCAUCCCAAUAGUUCAUGUAGACCUGUCGUACUGUCAUUAGGGGGAUUUCCAUCAACAUUUGAAUGUGACUCCAUAGACCUCAUGGAGUUUGUCUUCAGAAGCAGCAGUGGGAUCAAACUUGAACACAUGAUUCUCCUGAUAAAGGGCUGAUGUACUUUUGUCCUGUCUUGUCUUGUCCUCAUUAAGAAGUGAAAACAAAAGUGGACAGAACACAGAUUGUUGACAGACGCUUCCUUAUUGUGUUGUGUUUCCUUGUGAAGUUUCCUGAAACUACCAGGUGUAUUAUUAAUUUAUAAAUGCAAAUGAAAGAUGUGACUUCUUCCUACUUUGCUGCAGAACUACAUUCUGUUCCUCCCUGUUCUUCCAAUACGACAUGAACAGUAAAGCAUGUCUUGUAUCUUUUGCAUCCUGAAAAAACAAAUGACAUCUGCUCGCUAAAGAACACUAACAGCAGAUAAAGUUUUUCAUGGAGGUUUUUUUUUGCAUCCUGUCAUCCUCAACUCUUUGAAAACAGAUUUGCCUUAACUGCUUUUGAGAUGAAUGUAAUAACUGUGUUAUCUAAAGCCAUCGAGUCAUGUCACUAUUGUUUUGAUUAGACUUCUUUUGUGCCUGGCGCACCUUUCCACAGCACUGGAUGAUGAAUUGAUUGAAUUUUAAACACCAUUUAAAAAAAAAAAAAAAAAAACAUUAAAAAUCCUCCCCUGCCCUAACUGCCUUAACAUGAUGAGAAAGAACUGCUAAAGGCCAAAAAUGUGCUUCUCUCAACAAAAUGUCUGACACUUGUACACGACUGCAUGCAAGACUGCAACUACUUUUAAGCACGUGUGUGUGUGUGAUUUUUGUUUGCCCGUUUUGUGUUUUCUGAGUUAACCACGAUACUGUUUUGUCGCUGCCUUGUCUGUUUAUACAAGUGUCUUCUGUCUUAGUGCUGCAUAUGCUCCAGCAGCCUGUCCGUAAGACAUUGUCUUGUAAGACAUUUUCUGUUCAAAAAUGUUUUUACUUAUACUGACUGUUGUGAGUCUGUUUACCUCAUAUUGUAUUAUUAUUAUUAUUAUUAUUAUUAUUAUUAUAUAUUUUGUCAAAAUAUGUAUUGCCCCUUCCUUACCCAUGCUCAAUGAAUGGAUAGUAUUGAACUUAAUAAAAAGUAAGAUUUA